AUGUCGAUGCGCAUCGUCCCCGCGGCCGACCACACCAGUACCUUCACACACCUGCCCAACGGCGUCAACACAUCAGCCCCCUCCGCCCCGGGCCUGCACGACACCCUGAGGCACGGCCUGGGUCCCGACCCCCAGUCCACCACGGGCGUCAGCGACCCCCCCGUGUCCCGCCACCCGCUCGAGUCGCGCCUCAAGGCGUGGGAGGCGACCCAGGAGUCCGUCCGGAUGGAGUCGCUGCGCAAGACGUUCGGCAUGGCCGAGCCGAUCCGCCGCGGCAUGGAGCUCAAGAUCACGCGAGACGGCGAGUGGCGGCCCCUCGCGCUCGGCGGCUCGCGCGGCGCGGGCCCCACGGGCGCCAACGUCCACGAGGACAUCCUCCGCGGGCGCGAGGCCUUUGUCGACUGGAACGACGUCUUCACGGGCGAGGAGCAGCGGGCGAGCGUGGGCGUGCACGAGGAGAUGGAGAGGAAGCUCAAGAUUUGA
Microdochium trichocladiopsis is the source of this 483-nucleotide messenger RNA. RefSeq names its product proteasome maturation factor UMP1-domain-containing protein. Gene Ontology annotation, biological process: proteasome assembly. Lineage: Eukaryota; Fungi; Ascomycota; Sordariomycetes; Xylariales; Microdochiaceae. The record is from RefSeq and is a predicted model, not a curated record. The coding region runs from base 1 to 483 and encodes 160 amino acids. Gene Ontology annotation, cellular component: cytoplasm; nucleus. The transcript has 2 exons.